ACAAGUGGCUUCUGGUAAAGUGUUCUCUCGGUUUUAGGGAUUCUACCAGAGUAAACUUGUCGGACUUUGUGAAAAUCGUGAUUGGAAUAAAUUUGGUUCGAUUUCGGCACAAGUGUUAGCUUAAGUGAUUUCCCGAAUCGGACCGGUUCGUCUCAAGUGCACAAUGACGAUGGACAUUCGUCAGUCCCGAUUGAAUGUGAAAAUUAACGGACAUUGUGCCAGUGCUUGUGACAGUAACGUGAGUGGCAUAGAAAUGGCUCACACAAAGUUGGAUAAUUUCCGGACUGGGAAAAACUCCGCCAAACGGUCCUUCGAUGUGGCAUUCCUAAUGAUGCCGGACGAAAAGUUGAAAACGAAACAGGUGAAAAAAGUUCCCUCCCCUACGAUUGAUGUGGAAAGUGAUUCGACUCAGUCGACCAGAUCAGAAGAUCUCUCAGUGAAGAAUGGUUUUAGUCCAAUCCGACCAGCUGAGGAAAGAAAUUUCAACUUAGAGUUACUCAGCAGACCCAGACCGCACGAAGGAAGUCCACAAUUGAUUCAGGAACUAAGCAACGACCGGUUAGCGUACAUGCUUCCAAAUGCAAGAUUUUAUGAAAAUCCCAGUUUGAUGGCGAUCCGAGAAAAGGCAGCUGGAAAUUUCCUCAGUUCAGAACUUCCUCGAAGUGCUUUCUCGAAGGUGACCAGCAUCACCAUUUCUGACUCUCCGGUUCCACCUCUGAGUCCUGAUCAACAAAGUUGUCCUUCAACCAGCCCUCCAGUCUCCAUUAGCCCGGGGGCUCCGAACAACUUCCGCUAUGACUACCCAUUCAUCAGCGGGAGUCCUCAACAUCCAGCCGAUCUUAGCCCACCGUCCAAGCUGAAACCAAUGAUGUACCGACCACCGAUGCAGGAAACUGAUCUUCCUCAUGGCUACUUCCCAUCACCCCCGUUCUUGCCAUUCACUGCCACCGGUGGUCCACCAAAUCUUCUGCCGGAAGUGGACGGCAUGAUCCGGAAUCCGGCUGCGGCAGCCAUCCUAUCGACGCUGCUACCGACGGCCAUGGGUGCUUUUUCACUUUCCGCGCAGAAUACCUGUGCCAAGUGUAACAUCAGCUUCCGGAUGACCAGCGAUUUGGUGUACCACAUGCGAUCCCACCACAAGAACGAGCACCAGCAGGAUCCACACCGGCGGAAGCGCGAAGAGAAGCUCAAGUGCCCGGUGUGCAAUGAAAGUUUCCGCGAGCGACAUCACCUGACGAGACACAUGACGGCACACCAGGACAAGGCGGGAGACUUGCUGGAUCCGAAGAAACGAGCGGCGGAUUUGCGCGGGCAUCAAGCGGGACGGUCGUAAAAUAGGUGGUUUGACGGUAGGUAGUAAGCUAGGCGCUAGCGGUGAUAUGAUGUGGUUGGUGGAAGAAGUCUGAUGUGUUUGUAUGUUCGGUAAGUUAGGUUGGAACUAAGGAGGAGUAAUUCGGUUUGUGAAUUGAUGGAAAUCAUGGUAAAGAGAAAAAAUAAUAAUUGAUAGCAUAUUUCCGUUGUAGUUAAGAAUUCAAUGCCAGUUGUUAUUAGCUGCGAAAACUCUCUAUAACCAGCGUUGUCCAGCUUGCGGUUUUAUUCGUUGAUGUACAGAUAUGACGCGGAUUUACAGAAAAUUUAUUAAUUGAUAAAAAUAAUACAGUUGACUUUCAUAACCAAACAAUCACAAUUUUUGCUAGACCCAACAAUUAUACAUGUUUAAACAUGCCAUAGCUAGUUGCUUCGGGUUAAAUGUAGGUAUACUAUUUGGCGAUCAAUCAACUAUGUCCAGUUAGUAAAAAAGCGUACUCAUUGAGCAAUUGAUUGUCUGUUCAAACCUAAAAAUUGCA
Messenger RNA from Topomyia yanbarensis, 1847 nucleotides. Its product is annotated as Krueppel-like factor 11. The transcript has a single exon. NCBI's taxonomy places the organism in Eukaryota, Metazoa, Arthropoda, Insecta, Diptera, Culicidae. The record is from RefSeq and is a predicted model, not a curated record. Gene Ontology annotation, cellular component: nucleus. Gene Ontology annotation, biological process: regulation of DNA-templated transcription. Bases 164 to 1333 code for a protein of 389 amino acids.